AUAUAGGUCGGGCUUUGCAUAUGCGUAAUCAAACCAAUGAGAAUCCCCUGCGCGUCUGGCACACGGCAGAGCAACAAACUAUAGGAAGAAGAGAAGCGUGAUUUAGGGGGUGUAUCCCUUGUUUAAGACGCUGUUAUGGCAAAGCCAAUCGCCAGAUGUUUGUGUUCCUCACUCAGAUUUUGAGACUAAGCAGAACGCCGGGUUACUACGCGGAGGCUGAUUCGCGUAUCCAAGCCACUUUUAGCCAAAGUCUAGCUACACGCGAUCUCUCUCUCUCACUUUACGCACAGGAUUACGCCCGUUUGCUCGUCUAUUUCGCGGAGCUGCAACGUUUCUUCUGUCAUUCUUUAGCAGGCAGAAGGAAAUGGCAAAGGAGAGAGGAGCGCGGCUGGGAGAGCGCAGAGGAUACCAGAGCUGAAUGGCAGGAUGCAAGCGACCUGAAGACGCACAAAACCCCGCAUUUCUACAGCGCUCAGGCCCUUUUACGCCUUCUUUUGGUCUCCUUCCUUCCAAACGAGAGGAAUUACCCCUAUACGACCAUUUAAAGAUUUUCUUUUUUCUUAAUUUUUCAAAUUUUGGUUAUUUUCACACGCGGAACUCAAGGAAUCGAGGAUGCAUUGUGGAUUAGUGUUGAUCCUCUUUACGGGAAUCUUUCUCAUCGUCAGUGCUUUCAAAAAUGACAAAUGCGGGGACAAUAUCAGAAUCACUAGCGCAAAUUACCUCACUUCACCCGGUUAUCCGGUAUCUUACUACCCGUCUCAGAAAUGCAUAUGGGUGAUUACAGCUCCAGGACCGAACCAGAGGAUUUUGAUCAACUUCAACCCACACUUUGACCUGGAAGACAGAGAGUGCAAAUAUGACUAUGUGGAAGUGAGAGAUGGAGUGGAUGAGAGCGGGCAGCUGGUCGGGAAGUAUUGUGGGAAGAUCGCUCCCUCUCCUGUGGUCUCCUCUGGGAACCAGCUCUUCAUCAAGUUUGUCUCUGACUACGAGACUCAUGGUGCUGGCUUCUCCAUCCGUUACGAGAUCUUCAAAACAGGUCCAGAAUGUUCCAGGAACUUCACCUCCAGCAGUGGAGUCAUCAAGUCACCCGGCUUUCCAGAGAAGUACCCCAACAACCUGGACUGUACGUUCAUGAUCUUUGCUCCUAAGAUGUCGGAGAUCGUUCUGGAGUUCGAGAGCUUUGAGUUGGAGCCAGACACGCAGCCACCCACUGGAGUGUUCUGCCGCUACGACCGCCUGGAGAUUUGGGACGGCUUCCCUGGAGUUGGUCCAUACAUUGGCAGAUACUGUGGACAAAAUACUCCAGGACGGAUCAUAUCCUACACUGGAAUCUUGGCUUUGACAAUCAACACAGAUAGUGCUAUUGCAAAAGAGGGAUUCUCGGCUAACUUUACUGUGCUGGAAAGGACAGUCCCAGAUGACUUUGACUGCACCGAGCCUUUGGGUAUGGAAACUGGGGAAAUCCAUUCCGACCAAAUCAUGGCUUCAUCCCAGUACAACCCCAGCUGGUCUCCGGAACGAUCUAGACUCAACAGCCCUGAGAACGGUUGGACCCCUGCGGAGGACUCAAACAAAGAAUGGAUUCAGGUUGAUCUUGGAUUCCUGCGCUUUGUCUCGGCGAUCGGCACACAGGGAGCCAUCUCUCAAGAGACCAACAAGAAAUAUUAUGUGAAGUCCUACAAGGUGGAUGUAAGCUCAAACGGAGAAGACUGGAUAACUAUUAAGGAAGGCCCAAAACAGAAGAUUUUCCAAGGGAACACCAACCCUUCUGAUGUAGCGAAAGCCAUGUUCCCAAAGCCCACAUUGACGCGAUACCUCCGGAUCCGACCAUACAACUGGGAAACCGGUAUCGCUCUGCGCUUCGAGGUGUAUGGAUGCAAAAUCUCAGAGUACCCAUGUUCUGGAAUGUUGGGAAUGGUCUCAGGCCUUAUCGCAGACUCUCAGAUCACAGUUUCAUCCCAAACCGAGCGCACCUGGGUGUCAGAGAAUGCCCGUCUGCUGACCAGCCGUUCGGGAUGGACCUUGUUGCCGCAGCCCCAGCCGUAUGUGGAUGAGUGGCUGCAGAUAGAUCUGGGUGAAGAGAAAUUGUUCCGAGGUUUGAUCAUCCAGGGAGGUAAACACCGUGAUAAUAAGGUAUUCAUGAAGAAGUUUCGGCUGGGCUACAGCAACAACGGAUCCGACUGGAAAAUGGUGAUGGAUGCUACCGGCAACAAGCCCAAGAUAUUUGAGGGGAAUUUGAACUAUGACACGCCAGCGUUGAGGACGGUGGAGUCUACAUUGACACGCUUUGUUAGGGUGUACCCAGACAGAGCCACUCCUGCUGGGAUGGGACUUAGAUUGGAACUUCUGGGCUGUGAAAUGGAAGUGCCCACAGUGCCCCCUACUACGCCCGCUUCCUCCACCGCGCCAUCAGACGAGUGUGAUGAUGACCAGGCCAACUGCCAUAGUGGAACAGGUGAUGACUACGACCAGACAGGUGGAACCGCUGCGCCAGAGACGACCACAGAGAUGAGCACCGUUCCAGCGUUCCUGUGGUUUGCCUGUGACUUUGGCUGGGCCAGUGAUCCUUCAUUCUGUGGCUGGAUGUCAGAAGACAGCGGUUUCAGGUGGCAGAUCCAGUCCAGCGGCACCCCGACUCUAAACACCGGCCCAAACAUGGACCACACUGGCGGAUCAGGGAACUUCAUCUACACACUGGCAACAGGUGCUCAGGAGACAGAAGUGGCUCGGUUAGUGAGUCCAUCCGUGUCAGGCCAGGACUUGGACCUGUGCUUGUCCUUCUGGUAUCACAUGUUUGGCUCUCACAUUGGCACACUACACAUCAAACAGCGCAGAGAAAGCAGCCAGGGCUCAGCUGAUGUCCUUUACAUUGAUUACAUUUUAAAUAUGUUUCAAAUUUAAUGUUGGUGUUUAUCUUUAUUUCAGGUGGUAAUUGAAAGCGUAGUGGAGAGGAAGAGUUGGGGAGACAUUGCUGUGGAUGACAUCAAAAUCUUAGACAAUCUGAACAUGGCCGACUGCAAGGACCCAGACGUCCCAGCAGAGCCAAUUCUACCUGAGGACAACUUCAAUGAAAUCAUCGUGGACAUCACAGACUUCCCUGAGAUUGUGGAGAACCACGAGAUCAGCGGCGCCGGAAACAUGCUGAAGACGCUGGACCCCAUCCUCAUCACCAUCAUCGCCAUGAGCGCGCUGGGGGUCUUCCUCGGCGCCAUCUGCGGCGUGGUCCUCUACUGCGCCUGCUCCCACAGCGCCAUGUCCGACAGGAACUUAUCCGCCCUGGAAAACUAUAACUUUGAGCUAGUGGACGGCGUCAAGUUAAAGAAGGACAAGCUGAACUCACAGAACACGUACUCAGAAGCGUGAGGCACCGACCAAUCAGAGGGAACCUCUCCUCAGGGAGGGCGGGGCUAAAACGGACUGCCGAUGCCUUCCGGUUGGAGGAGGACAAGGCUCUGUGGUUCAGCGAACCAAUGGGAGGUCUGGGACUGAGCCAUGCUUUUCUCAGGAGCUGCAGUGAACGGAACCUACCAGUAGGGGACACUGUGUACAAAACAUUGAAUACAAGGA
Molecule: messenger RNA, 3567 nt
Organism: Sinocyclocheilus anshuiensis
Lineage: Eukaryota; Metazoa; Chordata; Actinopteri; Cypriniformes; Cyprinidae
Gene: nrp1a
Product: neuropilin 1a
Exons: 16
Biological process (GO): vascular endothelial growth factor signaling pathway; sprouting angiogenesis; regulation of vascular endothelial growth factor receptor signaling pathway
Cellular component (GO): focal adhesion; plasma membrane; axon
Molecular function (GO): semaphorin receptor activity; vascular endothelial growth factor receptor activity; vascular endothelial growth factor binding
Source: RefSeq, a predicted model, not a curated record